AUGAAUAUUGAGAGUAAUCGUCGCCAGCCGGAGCCUCUCCAGCUCGCCGACCUCCGCUCGGAUCUAAUACGCCAAGAGGAGACCGUCAUUUUUGCCCUCAUCGAACGAGCUCAACACAAGCAGAAUCUGAGUAACUACACCUUAUGUGAGGAGAUCGGCAGUUGUUCGAAAUUGGACUAUUUCCUUACCGAGACUGAAAAGCUCCACUCGAGAUUCAGAAGAUAUGACAUGCUCGAGGAGCCCUUUACUAAUCCCAAAUUGUUGCCGGCUCCACUGUUCACGGAGAUUGACGACACUCCUCAGCGCAUCGUGCCCAAUACCAUCAAUGCCAACACCCGUUUGAAAUCGUUUUAUAUCAAGAAUGUUAUCCCUCUGGUAUGUCCAGCUGGAGAGGACAAGUCGUCGGCUUCUUUAGGUGCAUCUGUGGUGAGGGAUGUUACCGCCCUGCAGGCGAUGAGUAGAAGAAUACACUAUGGGAAAAUGGUGGCUGAGGCGAAGUUUCAGGCCCAUAGGGAACUGUAUUCGGAACUCAUCCGCCAACAAGAUGCUGAUGGGCUUAUGGAUCUCCUCACUGAUUCAGCAGUUGAGGAAAAGCUACUGCGGAGGGUUAGGGAGAAGGCACGGGCGUAUGGUCGGGAUAUCCAGACAGGUCAGCUCGAUGAGUUAUGGCGUGUGGAGGCGGAUGAGUGUGCCUCGUUGAAGGUUGACCCUGAUACUGUCGUAUUGGCCUAUAGAGACCUUAUGAUCCCUUUGACUAAGGAAGUCCAGGUUGCAUAUCUCCUUAGGAGGUUGGAUUCAGUAGUGAUAGCAGUGACGACGGGAUGGGCUAGAGUAGCUGCGGUGGAGUACACCAUGGGUCAACCACUAAACAGCAGUCCGAAGGCUACUGGCCAUGCCAUGCGGCCUCAAUUGAAGGUUCACGACUCGGUGAAGUGUGUUUUUGAUGACGUAGCUAGUAGCGCGGUUAGCUUUGGGGUGGUUCCCCUGGAUAGUUCGAUAACAGGUGUGGAUAUACAAACACUGGGAGCUCUUAUUGACAGUCAUAGGCCUAGUGGAGCCAACCUCGUCGUAUGCGACCAGAUCACUUUACAGCCUAGUUACACAGUGAUAUCUCUACCCAAGUCGGGCAGGCCGGUGCCUUUGACCAAGGCUUCUACGGUCAUUACUACGUCGUUAACCUCCAAGUACUGCAGAGCGCAGAUUUCAGAGGUGCCGGGUAUAAAACUCCAACUGAGUGAUACCUAUUUUGAAGCUGUCGAAAAGCUCAUCGAGAUCGUCGAAGAGGACCCCAAGGCUGUCGCGGUCAUCCCUACGCCUUACCUGUAUGAAAUGAUGGAAAAUUAUGACAAGGAUUUCAAAUCGAUAAACAUCCCCAAUUCUGAGCUAGACCAAGUGAAACUACAGUUUGGAAUUUUGCGUCGUCCACUUGCAAACCCAUCGGCUACUGGAUCUGACCGUACUCUGAUAGCAUUCAAUGUUAACCACAAGCACGGCUCACUCAUGGGGGCUCUGGACUGCUUUAGAUCAUCACAAGUGAAUUUGUCAAGUCUUCAUUCAUUCCCUGCCAGCACGGGUUUUGACUUCGUGGCAAUUGCUGAUGGCCAUCCCGAUGAUAAGCAAACGCAAGAUGCAUUGGCGCUUCUGACCGGCAGUAGGGGAGGCGAACAUGAAGAGGAUAAACCCAACUGGGCGAAGGUCCUGGGCUGUUUCCACGUGAAUGAAGAGAAUCGAUGA
Messenger RNA from Perkinsus marinus ATCC 50983, 1734 nucleotides. Its product is annotated as Chorismate mutase, putative. The transcript is spliced from 15 exons. Gene Ontology annotation, cellular component: cytoplasm. The coding region runs from base 1 to 1734 and encodes 577 amino acids. Gene Ontology annotation, molecular function: chorismate mutase activity; prephenate dehydratase activity. Lineage: Eukaryota; Perkinsozoa; Perkinsida; Perkinsidae. The record is from RefSeq and is a predicted model, not a curated record. Gene Ontology annotation, biological process: chorismate metabolic process; L-phenylalanine biosynthetic process.